GUGAACGUCGUAUCGCUCAGAUCAGAAAAAAAUGGCUCGUACUAAGCAGACUGCACGCAAGUCAACUGGAGGUAAGGCUCCCCGAAAACAACUGGCGACCAAAGCGGCUCGCAAGAGUGCGCCUGCCACGGGUGGAGUGAAGAAGCCCCAUCGUUAUAGGCCUGGAACUGUGGCUCUUCGAGAAAUUCGUCGCUACCAAAAGAGCACUGAACUGCUAAUUCGCAAACUACCAUUCCAGCGUCUCGUUCGUGAAAUUGCUCAAGACUUCAAAACUGAUCUUCGUUUCCAAAGCUCGGCUGUUAUGGCAUUGCAGGAGGCUAGCGAGGCUUAUCUUGUUGGUCUAUUUGAAGACACCAAUCUCUGCGCUAUUCACGCCAAACGGGUUACCAUCAUGCCCAAGGAUAUCCAACUGGCACGUCGUAUUCGUGGAGAACGUGCUUAA
Molecule: messenger RNA, 442 nt
Organism: Atta colombica
Lineage: Eukaryota; Metazoa; Arthropoda; Insecta; Hymenoptera; Formicidae
Product: histone H3
Exons: 1
Coding region: 32-442 (136 amino acids)
Cellular component (GO): nucleosome
Molecular function (GO): structural constituent of chromatin; protein heterodimerization activity; DNA binding
Source: RefSeq, a predicted model, not a curated record